GUUUUUUAUUAUUUCAAAUAAUUUGAUUUUUACUAUAUUUUUUUAUAUCUAAUUUACAAAAUGAUAAAGUGUUUAUUGCCAAAAAGUGUCUUACAUUAAAAGUUUAUGUCUUAAUAGCUUUUUAAUACAAUAAAAUUUAAUAAAUCAAUUACUGUUAGAGAAGCUCUAAACACUGCUUUAGAUGAAGAAUUGUAAAAUGAUCCUAAAGUAUUUUUAAUAGGAGAGGAAUUAGGAAUAUAUUAAGGGGCAUAUAAAAUAACAAAAAAUUUAAUAUAAAAACAUGGCGCAGAAAGAAUAUGGGAUACUCCAAUAUCAGAAAUAGGUUUUACAGGAAUGGCUGUAGGCGCUUCAAUGCAUGGUUUAAAACCAGUAUUAGAAUUUAUGACAUGGAAUUUCGCUAUGUAAGCUAUUGAUCAUAUAAUAAAUAGUUCAGCAAAGCUUCAUUAUAUGAGUAAUGGUAUUUUAUCUAGUCCUAUUGUAUUUAGAGGAAUUAAUGGAGCUUCAGCAGCUGUAGCUGCUUAACAUUCUUAAUGUUUUGCUGCUUGGUUUUCAUCAGUACCUGGACUUAUAACUUUAGUUCCUUAUGACGCUGAAGAUGCACGUGGUUUAUUAAAGUCUGCUAUAAGAGAUCCUAAUCCUGUAGUAUUUUUAGAAAAUGAAAUCAUGUAUAAUCAAUAAUUUGAAGUAUCUGAUUAAGUUUUGGAUAAAGAUUUUGUUGUUCCUAUCGGAAAAGCUAAAAUUAUGAGAGAAGGAAAUGAUGUUACUCUUGUUUCUUUUUCUAGAGGUGUUAGCUAUUGCCUUGAAGCAGCUUAAUUACUUGCAAAAGAAAGUGUUUCUUGUGAAGUUAUUAAUUUAAGAACUGUUAGACCAUUAGAUAGAAAGACUAUAAUUGACUCAGUAAAAAAAACUCAUCAUCUUGUCGUUGUUGAAGAAGGAUGGCCUUAGUGUGGAAUUGGAUCUGAAAUUUGCGCUUUGCUUAUGGAAAGUUCUGCUUUUGAUUAACUUGAUGCACCUGUUGAAAGAAUAACUGGACUGGAUAUUCCUAUGCCUUAUGCUCCUAAUUUAGAAGCCAUGUGUUUACCUAAUUCUGGUAAUGUUGUUAAUGCUGUUAGAAAAUGUUUGAAUUUGAAAAAAUGAUUAUUUUUAUUUUUUUAUAUUUUAUUUAUUUGUUUACUUUUCUUUCCUAUUUGGAAUAUUGACGAAAAGUUUAUAUUUUAUUUAUUAAUAUAAACAAUAUUUUAUUUUUUUAGAUA
Molecule: messenger RNA, 1253 nt
Organism: Ichthyophthirius multifiliis
Lineage: Eukaryota; Ciliophora; Oligohymenophorea; Hymenostomatida
Product: pyruvate dehydrogenase e1 beta subunit, putative
Exons: 4
Biological process (GO): pyruvate decarboxylation to acetyl-CoA
Molecular function (GO): pyruvate dehydrogenase (acetyl-transferring) activity
Source: RefSeq, a predicted model, not a curated record